Molecule: messenger RNA, 1014 nt
Organism: Endocarpon pusillum Z07020
Lineage: Eukaryota; Fungi; Ascomycota; Eurotiomycetes; Verrucariales; Verrucariaceae
Exons: 2
Coding region: 1-1014 (337 amino acids)
Source: RefSeq, a predicted model, not a curated record
AUGAUUGAUUAUUGUAGCAUUGAGCUAUUGUGGGGGACCUCCACGGUCUUAAAAACUACAAAGGUGAAUCUCUCAGAUCAUCUGACACUAAUUCCUGUACAUUUGGGGGUCGGUUCACUGUGUAUCAUUCAGCAGGAUGCCGAGGACUUUGCCGAGCAAUCCUGCCAGAUAGGCAACAUUUAUACGUCUGCAGCUUCGGUCAUAUCAGCAGACUCGGGGCAGGGCGUGGAAGCAGGCUUUCUCAAGGAGACAUUCUAUGCUUUAACAACGAUAAGAAUACCAACAUGGAAACGUCAGGCACAUAGCACAGAUUGCGUUUUCGCCAAGCCAAUCCCCAAUCUUGUCAAGGAUGGUAUCAACGAUGACCAAAGAGAUGAACACACUUCAUUCCACUCGGAUCCGACCUUCAACAGGGCAUGGUGCUUCCAGGAGCAGCGCAUGGCCACUCGGAUCGUCCAUUUCACCACAAACGAAAUGUACUGGGCCUGCGCAAGUCAGUUGACGUGUGAAUGUGAGAGACUAGCCUGGACGGAUUACAGGAACGACCCACAACUUCUGCAACGGUAUUCUAACGCCUUGGAGCCGACAUCAGGUGGAACAAUGAGCCCACCCAGCGCCGUCGAAUUCUGGUGGUCAUUCGUCGAAACCUUCUCGCAGCGUAGACUUACUCGACUCACCGAUCGACUUCCAGCGAUAUCUGCGCUGGCAAAGUUUAUGCACCGGCACUUUAGCAACUUACAGUCGACAUCAUGCGAAAGAAGCAAAGUGCACAACAUAGUUAACAGUUGGGAGUCGCGCGUCAAACGCGUCUCAAAGCAUAGACUCGUUAGCGUCACCGACCGACCAGUUCCAGCGAUCCCUGGCCUCGCAAAAGUAACACACUCUGAGGAGUUGGGAGAAUGCCAUGCUGGGUUAUGGGAACGCCAACUGGCUAUCGCCCUUCUCUGGAGGACGUACGACCUCGUGGACCCUGAGGAUUACCCUUGGAAGCCAUUGGAGUACGGGCCAACAUAG